Arachis ipaensis is the source of this 660-nucleotide messenger RNA. Lineage: Eukaryota; Viridiplantae; Streptophyta; Magnoliopsida; Fabales; Fabaceae. The record is from RefSeq and is a predicted model, not a curated record.
CUAGCCCUCAUAAAACAAUAAUCCAACACUUAACCCUUCAUCAAUAUAUAAAACAAAACAAAGAUGAAAAGAAUAACAAAAAUUUUGGUGAUGCUAAUAAAGUUUUUGAGUAUAACUCCGUUGGGUUUACUGGCACAAAAUCAUCCAAACGACUAUCUUGAAAUUCAUAAUAAAGCACGUGCAAGUGUUGGAGUUGAUGUGAAGAUGGAGUGGGACAAGGUCCUAGAAAUAGAAGCUCAAGAUUUCUUGUUUGAACACAAGGGAGAUUGCUUGAAGGCAGGACCCGGGGCGCAUUUUAGCGUGGGUCAGAACAAUGCACGCAAAUUGGGAUCCCUAAACUUCAGUGGAGUCGACGCUGUGAGAACGUGGGUGGAACAGAAGAAACAUUACAACUACAAAACCAACUCUUGUGUUGGUGGUGACUGUCGUGCCUAUAAACAGGUUGUUUGGAAGACCACUACUCAUGUAGGUUGUGGUAGAGUCAUAUGUCACAAUGAUGCAGGCAUUCUUAUUACUUGUGUUUAUGAUCCUCCCGGGAACAUUCCAGCCAUUCAUCCCUAUUAAUUUCUUUAUUUAUUAAUUAUUAAUUAUCAGAUUAAACUCUACUAUGAUAUUUAUUGUUACUAAAUAAAAAUGAGUAAUUACAAGUCUUCUACUAAA